Messenger RNA from Oryza sativa Japonica Group (Japanese rice), 1348 nucleotides. The record is from RefSeq and is a predicted model, not a curated record. NCBI's taxonomy places the organism in Eukaryota, Viridiplantae, Streptophyta, Magnoliopsida, Poales, Poaceae.
GGCGGAGAUAUAAUGACAUAAAAGCCCCUCUCCUUCCUCCUCCCUUCUCCUUCGCGCCGCCACUCUCUCCGAGCUCUCGCCUCUCCUCCUCCCCCGUCUUCCCUUCGCGCGCGCCACCCCCACACACGCGACCAUGGCGGCAGUGGCAGGAGGCGCAGCGCGGGCGCUGUCGCAGGCGGAGCAGGACGUGCAGAUGAUGCUCGCCGCCGACGUCCACCUCGGCACCAAGAACUGCGACUUCCAGAUGGAGCGCUACGUCUACAAGCGCCGCUCCGAUGGUAUCUACAUCAUCAACCUCGGCAAGACAUGGGAGAAGCUGCAGCUCGCGGCGAGGGUGAUUGUUGCCAUUGAGAACCCCCAGGACAUCAUUGUCCAGUCGGCCCGCCCCUACGGCCAGCGCGCCGUCCUCAAGUUCGCGCAGUACACUGGCGCGCACGCCAUUGCUGGAAGGCAUACGCCUGGUACAUUUACCAAUCAGCUCCAGACCUCCUUCAGCGAGCCCCGUCUGCUCAUCCUCACUGACCCAAGGACCGAUCACCAGCCAAUCAAGGAGUCUGCUCUGGGAAACAUCCCGACCAUUGCCUUCUGUGACACCGAUUCCCCAAUGCGGUAUGUCGAUAUCGGCAUCCCGGCCAACAACAAGGGGAGGAACAGCAUUGGGUGCCUGUUCUGGCUCUUGGCUAGGAUGGUUCUGCAGAUGAGGGGUACUAUCCUCCCUGGCCACAAGUGGGAUGUUAUGGUUGAUCUGUUUUUCUACAGAGACCCUGAGGAGGCCAAGGAGCAGGAGGAGGAAGCUCCAGCACAAGACUUUGCUGCCAUCACUGAUUACACCGCACCUGAACAAUGGUCUGCUGACCAGUGGACCUCUGAUGUGGCUGCUCCCCCAGCUGCUACUGUUGGUGAUUGGGGCGCAGCUCCAGCUCCAGUUGCUGCUGCCGAAGGAUGGGAUCAAGCAGGAGCACCCGUAGCCACUGAAGCCGCCGUCGUUCCACCGGUUGCGCCUACUGGAUGGGACCCGGCAGCUCAACCAGCUGCUCAAGGCUGGGAUUAGGCUAGGCAAUCACUUUGAGAUGUCUUCCGCAGCUUAAGUUAAAUAUUUCCCGAGGCAUGAAUGAACACCCAAAAUCCAAUGUGAUCAUCUAUAGCUACACCAUGAACUCAACUGUUUUUAGGAAUUUCUAGCUGAACCUGUGUUGUUUGUCCGUCCCUAUUUCGAACAACAAUGCUGUGAGGGUGAGCUCGGCAAGAUGUGUGGUAUAUGUUAAGCUUUCUACUUUUGUCCUAAGUUUAUUCUGUAGCGUUUAUAUCAAUCUUUUCCUCGGUGCAAUGGCAUGGUUCUAUACGCUCA